AUGGGAAACUUUUGCAUUGAUGUUUGCAAUAACAUAAACAACACUUUAAGAGGAACUGCUUCAGGAGGAGACACCAAAGGAGGAAAGUAGGGUGGCAAAAAGGGGAAAUUUGUUGAUUUCAAUAUUGGUGCUUCAACCAUCUCAAAGGAAGAAUUUAAAUAAGCAGCUAAGAAAAGAAAGGAGGAGCAAAGAAAGUUAGAAUUAAUAGAUAAAAUGUAGGAAUAAGAAAUCGAAAGGAAAUUGAAAUAAGAACUUGAAAAAAUAUAAAGGAGAUAAAUGGAAAAAAGAUAUAUGAGAAGGGAUUUUAAGUAUUUCGAUGAAACCACUCAACAGAGGAUAUACAACUUCGGUUUAUUAGACAAGGAUGAAUUAUUACAAUAAAUUAUGGGAUAUGGUACUAUAAGAAUGCUUAAUGAAAAACAAUGUGAACCACUUGCAUACUUCCCACUUAAAAACUCUGAUGAGUUACUUUGGGAAGAUCAUUCUGAGUAUUUGUAGAAUAUUGUACUCGAUGAAAUUAUAUAAUUAGAUGAAUCUGAGAGUUAUAAAUCUAUUUUAUGGACAGGCAAAAGACUCUCAAAUCUAAAGCAAUAGUAUUUAGUCGAAAUCACUCAAAUCAAAAAGAAUGAAUAUCUACAAGAAUUUGAGGAGAAUUUCUACUUCAAUAAAUCCAUUUAAUAAUUGUUAUCUUUAACAAAAUAAGACACUAUUGCCUCAGACAUUUAUAAUGUCUCCUAUCAACAGUAAUGGUUUCUAUUACAUUAUUCGAACAUCUUUCUGAGAGUCACAGACAUGCCCAUAGCUACAUUAAGGGAAGUCAUUAAAAUUAGAGCCUCAUUCCCUAAAAUGGAAGGAGCCUAUAAAGAGUAAGAAAUCUUGGGAUUUUUGAUCCUCAUGAUGAGAGCUCUUAGAGACGCCAAAUCUAUCUAUAUUAACCAUGGAAAUGUGAAUGAUGAGAACAUCUAUCUGAGUGGAGAUGGAUAAUAUCGAAUCAAAGGCUUCAAUGAAUUAAGAAUCGCUAGCUACAUUGUUAAGUAACCUACAAGUUAAACCUUAAUCAAAAAGACCUCCAAAAUAUAUUCAGACAAUCGUAGUGAGGCAGAAAGUGAAGAACUGCUCGCUGACGAUGAUAGCAGAUAGGAAGAUGAACCAGAUAAAUAUGAAUUGUGUUGCACAUACUCUUAUUUGUAAUACUAUAUCAAGCAGGUCAAACCCAGGCAUUUAAUCUUUUUUAAUGAAACUAUAAGACCUGUAAUUGAAAAGGGCUUGUAUAAAUAUUGGAACAAAACCUUUGAUAAAACGAGUGAUGAAGCAAAAAAAGAGAGACUUGUUAGGAAUACUGAGGAGGUGCUUUUAAAUUCCUUAAUCAUGCAACAAAACUUUUAUAGUUUAGCCAUUAUAGCUAUUCAAAUGAUUAGUUUAGGCAAAUUUGAAUAAUGGUGCCAAAAUAAAUCAAAGACAUCUCACCAUUCUAAUGCCAGUAAUAAGAAUGACAUAAACCAAGCAGCCAAGUUCAUUAGAUCUUUUAGUGGUUUACACUCUGAUGAUUCAUAUCUUAACUAAAGAGUUAAGAAUUUGGAUGAAUUUAAGGAAUAUUAAGCCAAGAAUUAUAUUGAAAUCAUGUCCUUUUUAGCCCAAUAUUAAUUAAUUAACAAUAAGUAACAGAAUUACCAGAUUGUUAUUUUGUACUUACAAGAUAUGCUUAAGCCAAAUUGUGAUUGGAAAAGAAUUAUGGAUUAGUUAUAAGAGGAGGAGUUUGAUCCGCCAAAUGAUAUUAUAUUCUUUCAAAGAAGCAAUUUUGAAAAUUCACAAUUAAAUAAAUCAAAGAAUGAUAAAUCUGCGAAUAAUUAAUAAGAUAAAAAGAAAUCUGAAAAAUAAAUUAAUCUAUCCUAAUAAGAAAAACCUUAGACCGAUCAACCAAAAACAGAGCUAUCCGCUAUUGUAGACUAUGAAGAAGAUAAAGGCGGACUAUUAAUAAGAGCGUUUAAUGUGUCAGAUGAGUUUUAUGAUAUCAGAAAGUACUUUUAUUAAAUUUAAGGGUAUAUGCUUAUUAGAAACACUAGAAUAGGGUAAGAGGCUGCUAAAUAUAUCUUAAAAACCAUAAAUUCAUUAUAAAUCAAUGAUCCAAAUAAAUUAGCCCAUUAUAAAAUUAGCAAUCCAAGUGAAAUAUUUUUUUCAAAAACUGAGUAUGUUUUUCUAAAGUUUUGCUUAGGAUUUUGCUACAUGUAAAAUAGAGAAUUGGAAUUGGCAUAUGCCACAUUUACAUCCCUUGAAUCAGAUAUUACAUCAGCAGAUCCUAAGACUUUAAAAAAGAUCAAUCAAUCUAAUAUCAAAUUUUAUUAAGGACUUAUUACCUUUAUAUCUGGAGAAGCAGAAGAUGCAUUAUAACUCUUUAAUAGAGUGCUCUAGAUCUCCAAAAACAGUCUUAAAGAAAUCAAUGAAAAAGCAUACUAUUAAUUUAUACAUUAUUAUUUUCUGUUGUAACUUGAUCAAGAUGGUUAUUUUGAAGCUUUUAAAUAUAUUCAACAAUUAAAUGAAUAUCAUGAAUAAUAAUGCUAAAAGUAUGAUUACAUAAGCAAAAGCUUGAUCUUAUCAUGCUAUAAUCGAGGUAAAGCCUAUUAUGAAGUAAGUUAAUUUGAACUGAGCAAAUAUUACUUCGAUAUAUCCCUUAAGCUAAUAUCUAACAUUACACGUUCAGGUAGUGAAAUGGACUCUCUUAGACUAUUAAACUUAGGUUAUUUGAGCUACUUACAUUUUUUAACAAAUGAUAUGGAAAAUAUGAAAUCGAAUUUAUAAAAGGCUAUGAGUAUUAUGUAAGAAGCUUUGAGUAGUUUUCAUUGUUUAGAGACAGUGGUGUUAUUCUUUAAUUUUUUUGGAUUUCUGCUAAAAUCCCUUUAUACAGAUUUAGAAGAUAUGUACUAGUAGGUUGAACUGUUUUAAUUAACAAUAGAUAAUAAUAAAAGAGUGAAAAUAGAUUAAUUUUUCAAGAAAUUUGUGUUUGGUAAGAUGUUUUUUUACGCUGGAGAUAUUAAGAAAGCACAAGAACUGUUUUUGGAUGCAGUCUAAUUACAAUAAUAUUAGAUUGCUGAUGAAUUAAGAAUUAAAUAGACAUAAAAUAUUUCUGUUCAUUAAUUGAAGGAAUUUUAAUAAAUAAAAAUUCAAAUGUUGAAGGAUUAUCAAGAAUAACAAAAGAAGUUUAAGACCACUCUGCCACCACCAGAACGAGAUAAUUUAACUGUGAGAUUGUUGAUGGAAGUCUAUGAUUGGUUGGGAUAUAUCUAUAUAAAAUAAAACCAAGAGAAAAAGGCUAUGUUAUGCUAUAAAUUAUACGAAUAAUACAUGUACAAUUUAUUUAGAUUUGAGUAAACUUUGAUUGAUGAGUACACGAUGAGAUGGGCAAAAAUCUAAUUUUAUUUACAAAAAUAUGAUGAGAGUUUGAAGCUAUUCUCAUAACUUGCUUGUGAUCUUAGAAAAUAGAAAGUAGAUGAGGAUUUGUAUUUUGAAUAUCAAUAAAUUCAAAGUGACAUCAGUAGAUGGAUGGGAUUGCUAUAUCUUUUGUAAAAUAAAGAUGCUUCAGCAAAGGUUGCUGUUGAACGAUCUAAAGAAGAAUUGAUGAAACUGUAUAAGCAGCAGCAAGUUAAUGAAGUGUCUAAGACAUAAACAAAUAAUAGUAGAAUAGGUACUUAAUUAAGUGAUCCUAAACUAUUGUCAUAAGAAAGAGAAGACUACGUGGCGAAUUCAUAAUUUCAGGUAUCGAACAGAGUAGAAUAUGUUGGAACUUCAAUGAUUUAGUUAUAGAUUUAAAGGAGGAAUUUGAUGGAACAGAAUUAUUUUAAAUUGCAAUAGGCUCCAGUUCUGAUAUUAUUAGUAUAAAACUAUAUGCGAGUAAUUUGGGAUUGUAUUUCAUUAAAUUUGAAGAAGUUAUCAAUCAGUUAUGUGGAGGAAUUUUUGAGUUUUAUAGAGAAGGAUAAAUAUUUAAAUAGUCCCAUUUUUGAAAAUGCCCUAAAAAGUUCAAUCAGGUCGGAUGUUUAUUUUUUGGUUGGAUACAUCUAUGGGUAGAGAGGAUAGCAUGAGGAAACCUUUAUAUUUUUUAAGAGAUCAUUCAUCAUAAUUAGAGAACUGUAUGAGAACAAUCAAUUAGAUUAAUAGUUAAUAAUAAAGAUGAGUCUCAUCUAUGAUUAAAUGUCAAGAGUGUUAGCCAAUUAAGGAUUUUAUAUUGAUGCCAAAUCUUAUUUAUUGAAUUCACUUCAAUUAUUUUAAUAGGUCAAAAAGAAAACUAAUCCUCUAUAAAUUGCUUAUAAACAUGCAAAUUUAGGGAAUCUCUUAUUUAAAUUAGGUUAAUAUACUGAUGCAAGAAUUCAUACUGAAAGUGCUUUAGUGAUAUUUGAAGAGGAGUACGGAAAAGUGUCAGUACCAGUUUUACAAGUGAGAACAAAGCUGCUUGAGAUUUUGCUGGCAAGAAAUAAGAAUUAACUGAUUAGAAAAGCAACUUUAUAAUUGAUUGAAACUUUUAAAAUUGUUUGUGAAACUCAUUACUCAACUAAAUUAGAUGGAUAGAUAGAUAGAAUGAUAGGAAGCUAUCACCAUAAAUAUGGAAAUUACACAGAAGCAUUAAAUUUAUAUUUGACGGCGUUUAUCAAAUUACUUGAUGAUAAUGAAUAAGGGAUGUUGCUACUUAAUCAAUUAUCCUAGGGGGAGAAGAAUGUUAAGAAUUUGUUGUAGAUUAAGUCAAGCGAUAGAGCUUCACUUGAUAUAGCCUUAACAAUAUGUCAAUUAUAUGUAGAUAAUUUAUAAUUUGAAAAUGCCUAUGACUUAUUAAUCAAAUUGCUGGAUUUAAGUUAAGGUAUUGAUUAUGAUCCACCAGAGCUUGGAAAAAUCGCUGUAUUAGGACAUGACAAAGAUGAAGAUAUUCAUAGUGGUUCAGAAGGAAUUUUAAAAAUUAUCUCUUGUUUCAAUAGAAUUGAUACGAAAAAAGGUAAUCUUACAGUUUUCGAAAUUAGAAGGACUGAAAUAUUUGAGCUGCUCAAAUCCAAAAGACAUAUUAAUCUAUUGUUUAUUGCAGAUAUUUACAGAUUGUUGGGAUAGAUAUUAAAUUUUUGGGAAAGACAGCGCUUUGAAGCAUACUUUUUUCCUAAUUAUCCUGCAAUCAUUUCAAAAUAUUAUGGAAGCUAAUCAAAAUUUUAGAGUUAGAAAUCUAAAGUAAAGAAUGUUAGAGGAUAAUAAAUUGACGAAUAUCAAAACUAAAUAUUUAACCUUUUGAUUGAUGCCUUAAUCAUUUAUCAAGAGGCAAUAGGGGACUAUCAUACACAUUUCGUUGAAACAUUGUAUCUCUUAUCGGAAAGAUAGUACUUAUUAGAAUAAUAUGAGGAUUUAUCCAAAUAAGCAACUCAGGUCAUUGGCCUUCUUAAAUAAUUAAAAUUGUCAUUCCCUAUAAAAUAAUGGAAAUUAAUGCUUACAUAAGUCAAGACUAAUUUGCAAAAUUGUAAAGCUUAUAAAUAAAUAUUGUCAAUUAUUCAUAGGUAUAAUCUGGAUUCAGGAUAUAAGGAUUUGGAAAAUACUGAAGAAAACUUAUUUGAAAAAACUAUGGUAAAAGUUAAACAAAUUAUAUUGGGGGAAAAGAAGAAAAAGGCUAAAAAAAUAAUCAAAAUUAAUAGAGAUGGAUUGGUUGCUAUUGCUUGUUUGAUUCGAUCGGAAGAAGAAGAAUUUAUAUAUUUUCUUGAUAAUCUUGAUACUCAACAUGAGGAACAAAUAGUAACUCGAUUGACAGUUGAAGUCAAUUUUGCAAAAUAACAAAGAGCAAUUUACGAUUUCAAUAAUCUUUAAGCUUCCUCUCCAUAUCAAAAUAAUACGAAUAAUUAAUACAAGUCACAAACUCCUAAACAUUAGAAAGAUGAGAAAACAUUUUUUGCAUAGAAACAAAGAUAUCUUGAUACUACAAAGGAACUAUUGCCACAGUAAUAGAGAGUGUUAUUUGAAGGAUUGAGAGGCAUGAAACAAAUUAAGAGAUUCAUUAGAAGGUAUUUAAGAAGAAAAAUCAAGGCAAAAUUAAAGAGAGAUUAGGAUGAAAAACAAAAUAUAUAUUUAGAAGGUAAUGACUCUAUUAUAAGAUUUGAAAUAUCUAAUCUUUUAUACGAAAUGAAAUAGAUAAAAAUUAUUAUUAUCACCCUAUUGGGAUAAUCAUACUAUAACUAAAAGAACUAGGAUGAUGAUUGA
Molecule: messenger RNA, 6213 nt
Organism: Paramecium octaurelia
Lineage: Eukaryota; Ciliophora; Oligohymenophorea; Peniculida; Parameciidae
Source: the annotation of a GenBank genome assembly